CACAGGGAAACAGUCCUUCUACCGAAGGCACUGUACCCACCUUGGUUUAUUUUUCUUCGUUUGGAAUUUAAGAACAGUGUGAUAAAUUAUAUACAGUGACAAUGGUUCCACAGAACAGCCCGGCGAGCCAGUCGUCAGGUAAUUUUGGCUCACAGCAGAUCGAUCCAGAAUCACACACUCCAUACACAGAUGCGACUCAAUGCAAAAAAGCAUCUAAUCAUGUGAAGCGCCCAAUGAACGCUUUCAUGGUGUGGUCUCAGAUCGAAAGGAGACGGAUUUCAGAGGUGUCUCCGGAUAUGCAUAAUGCUGAGAUAAGUAAAAGACUCGGAAAACGAUGGAAAUUAUUGACGGAGACCGAACGCCAGCCAUACAUUGAGGAGGCCGAGAGACUACGGCUGCUACACAUGCAGGAAUAUCCCGAUUACAAGUACCGUCCUAGGAAAAAAGCAAAACCAGUGGGUAAACCAGAGAGUGGAAAAGUAACCAAAAGCUCAAGUAAACACAGACAUGACAAACACCGACAAAAAUCGGUGAACAGGGGCUUUUUAAACGCCACGAACAAUCUCAAUGUGAACACUGCUAAUGCUGACAGUCGACUCAGACUUAAGCUGACAAUUGAUAAAAAGUUCAAAGACAGUAUAAAAGCGAGUCGGCAUGUGCCCGUGUCUUCCUGUCAACUCACCCCUCCCGCCAAAGUGCCGUCCAGUCCCUCGGUGUACUCGCCCCCAACCCCGGAGUCCACAAGCUUCUACCCAGAGGAAAUCUACGACACCCCGGCAGCCUCUCCGCAGGAAGAGCCCGCAAAGACCAGUCUACCUCACCAUGGACCCUCCCAACACGGGGACGGGUCCUCCCUAGCGGAUCUCGACAAUCUUACGGAUGUUUUACAAAUGCCUACCAACUGGCAGCUAGAACUCGGAAAUCUGGAUCUCAGUAAACUAGCCGAUACAGACUUCCCAAACUUUGAUAUACAACAGGCACAUCAGUCCUGUCAUGUUUCCAGUGCUAUGUCCACAUCAAGCAAUGGAUCACAUUUUGAAUUCCCGGAUUAUUCCACACCAGAAGUGUCCGAAAUGAUCGGUCUGGAAAACGAGUGGUUGGACAUUUCAGUGCUGGGAUCGAUUGCUGCCCAUUAGACUGGCUGUGUUGGUGAGAACGCUCUUACUACCAAUGGUACUUACAUAAUAUAUGUCGAUCUUUCAUUCAUUGUGCAAAUGUGUGUAUAAACGGGACAAUGUGCAAAAUAGUGAGGACUUGCAAAAAUUGUUGGGAGGAAUACUGUCAUUCAGAGUGCUCCACUAGGUCCGAUGGAGAAUGUAUAUAUUAAGUUAAUAUAGGGCUGUGUGGUUCACUGUAUGUGUGUUGUGAGUGUAUAUAGAGUCAUACUAUAACGGACGGUCAAUUUUACCGGUGGACGGACACCAGAUCAGGUCAGUAAAUCAUCGAAAUUCAAUCAUUUUUUUUCUACCGCAAUUUUUUUCUAGCCGAUGAAAUGCAAUAACUGUUGAUGCGUAUCUGACCAUUGGUACAAAAUGCCCGUGGGAUAUUUCUCAUUAAAGUAUAUUUUCAUAUUCCGUACUUGUUAAACAGCAGGGAACUUUGUAUUAGGAAAUAUCCGAAAUAUAACGUGUAAAUAUUGUAAAUUUUUCAGAGAGAGUAUAUGUUGAAACAAAUCCAUGAGUUUUUUGUACAUUUUGUAGAAAUGUGAUGAGAGACUGUAUUUUAUUAUAAAAAAAACCUCGGUACCAUCGUCACACGAUUUUAUAACAUUUUCUAUUAUGUUAUUUUAAAACAAAGCAUUUUUGUAGAGAAAGAUAACUAAAUCUGAAAAGAUUAAUGUACAAAAGGAUGGGGUUUAUUUAUUGUGCUAGUAAGAUUGUUAUUUAUAAGUAUAAUGCCCAUCGGCGAGUGUGCUAGCGAGUGUGAUAUGCAUAUCCAACGAACAAGAGUGUUUACGUAUGGCAAGGAAAAACAAAACAAGCCAAAUGUAAAUAUUAUUUUGCACAUCCAAAAUUGUGCAUUCAUUUAUAUUAAUAUUAUUAUG
Molecule: messenger RNA, 2044 nt
Organism: Ylistrum balloti
Lineage: Eukaryota; Metazoa; Mollusca; Bivalvia; Pectinida; Pectinidae
Product: transcription factor SOX-11-like
Exons: 1
Coding region: 102-1136 (344 amino acids)
Biological process (GO): anatomical structure morphogenesis; cell differentiation; regulation of DNA-templated transcription
Molecular function (GO): DNA-binding transcription factor activity, RNA polymerase II-specific; RNA polymerase II cis-regulatory region sequence-specific DNA binding
Source: RefSeq, a predicted model, not a curated record